This is a messenger RNA of Trypanosoma cruzi, 4146 nucleotides long. RefSeq lists its product as uncharacterized. The transcript has a single exon. The record is from RefSeq and is a predicted model, not a curated record. NCBI's taxonomy places the organism in Eukaryota, Euglenozoa, Kinetoplastea, Trypanosomatida, Trypanosomatidae. The coding region runs from base 1 to 4146 and encodes 1381 amino acids. Gene Ontology annotation, biological process: TORC2 signaling. Gene Ontology annotation, cellular component: TORC2 complex.
AUGGUGGCAUCGGGCCUGAGUGCGGCGUCAGCAGAGUUGCUGCAGCAAUUUGGCAUUGAUCAGAAGGACUUUUCCAAGGCACGUGUCAGGUAUGAGAAGGUGCAAGAGGAGCUGAGGGAGGAAGGUCUUGAAGCGAAGGGUGAAACGACGGAUGCAGCUGCUAAAGCUGAGGAAACGCUUCAACGACUUACGGGUGCAUGGAACGAGUAUCUCUGCCUGACGCAGAAAUACUUUAUUAAGAUUACUAGCACUGUUAUUGACGAUCUGAUGAAUAAGAUACGGGAAAAGGCGUCUGCGGCUGAGCGUGCGGAGAAAUUGAAUGAACUCUGCGCCAUUGGUGAGAAGUGGUAUGUACGCAACGAGGCAUAUUUUGAAUUUGAGGAUCCAGAGAAGUUGGCAUUGCUUGCUAAGGGGGCAUUGGACUCCUCUAGCCGUGUGAUGCGUCUGCUUGGCCUGCAACUUGUCCGUAUUUGCGCUGCGAGUGUGAGGUUUACGCAGUGUCUUUUGAAGAAUGUUGGUUGUGGACUCAUUAGCCUAUGUUUUGAUCGUGAGAUUGCCACGGAAUUAGAGUACGCACUGAAUGUGUGCACGCGUCUUAUUGAGCUGCACGAGAGUAAUCCCACGGCGUAUCCAGACUUCCCUUAUGGCUGGAUUUGCCGCAUCUCUUCCUUACUGGACCCGCAGGAUCCGGUGCCGAAUUUACAACCCAAACGGAAGAGUCAGGCGCUCCGUAUCGCGAUUAAAUUGCUCCGUCGAUUUCCAGCCAUGUCAACAGCUGCCUCAUUGCACACAAUUUUACUUCGAUAUUGCAUCCAAAAAGGGGCCGCCACGAUGGACGAGAUUAAGAAUAUAUUACAUGUUAUUUUGGAUUUGUUUGACUGUGCAGAGACACGGCAAUACCUCCGUUACAACGAUUUGGAUGUCCUUUACGUACCGUUUUUGUAUACCACGGAUAAAAGCACGGAGGCGAAUAUAAACCUGAUGAACGGGGCAAAAGAUGUUCUUGCCAUGGUGAUGCGAACGUGGGUGGGGGUUUUAUGGACAUGUUCGGAAACAAAAGGACUCCGUGCUGUCAUUGAUGUGCUACACCUACCAGGGGAUCUAGACCGUAAGAUGGUGCUGCUCACACUGUUUAACAAAGUUCUUUGUCAACUGGCACCUCACCGGGGUUUAACGGCAUUAAAGACUUGGCAAGGGGUGGAGAAGAACAAGCGAGAGACAUUGAAUUCAGACACAAUUAGUUCAGAACUGACCUCAAGCUUCAUGGAGUUCAGUUCCUCACGGAUAUCGGGCGAAUAUGCUAAGACCCAGACAUUUUCUGAAGGCGGCAUAUUCAUGGACCAAAGUGAGGUGCAAGACAAUUUUGUUCCAACAACAAAGGCAAUAGGAUAUCAUGUUCUUGAUCCACUUCUAGGGAGAGUGCUUUUGAUGCUCUUUCACCAUGGUCUUCCGCUUGCAUUGGUGUCUAUGAUCGGAGAUGGUGCCUCAAGUCGUCUUUUGGCAUCCACCGCCUCAUCCCUUUUGCAAGACAUUUUUGUCCUGAUGGAUACCGUACUCCCGGUGCGUCCGGCUGGGCGGCUUCACACGGCUCUUAAUGAGGCCGUUGGACGUCUGAUACAACAAGGGGACUUAUCUUUUAGGAGUGGACCCACCGCCAGUCUUUUUCAAUACCAUAGGAUGAUAAAGGAUGUAUCACUUGCCACAACGGUGGCUGGUACGAAUGCAAUUUCGGGCGGGAGGGCAAUUAUCCCGUCGGCUACAACGAUUUCAGCCUACGGAUUAGGAACCAUGGGGGUUGACGAUGCGGGAUUUGAGGCGUUGCUGCGGCAAACGGGUGUGGAUAGGGCCGAUGGUUUUGUUGGAUGGAACCAGGAUUUGUUACUUUUGCUGGUUCAUGGACCGUUGCGAAGUAUGCCGCGAUUUCAAUGGGUAUUGAAAGAAACCCGUUUUUUUCACAAGCUUAUUGCUUUUUAUCAACCGUCAUUACAGACACAGUCGCGGACGUUUGUGUCGCUACGCACGGAGGAAUGUACGCCGCAGCUUUGUAACUUUGGACUGGCGUUGUUGGAUAUGUUUCUUUCCACACGUGUGGGAACGGAGGUGUUGGAUCAAUUUGGUUUCACAUCGGCCAUUGUCAGAAAUCUACAGGAGGUGGUUGACGGUACACCGCAGGUUUUGAACCGUGAGCGACUGGGCACCCGUGUGGGGCAGACGGUACUCCAAAUGGUUGGUCGCUACUCCCUCUCAGCCAAUGGAUUGAUGGCUAUGAGGGAACACAAUAUGUUUGGGAUCAUAAACAAUAUGUUUGACGAGCUCUCCGGAGAGCGGGCGGCGGCACCGUCACCCAAUGACACCUUGCAGGAUGUAUGUCAACUAAUUUUACAGUCUUUGUACAUUGGUGCUGUUCCCAACUACGGCGUAUGUGAGGAAAUUCGACAUGCUAUUCGCUCUGCUCUUUGCAAUGAUGUGAACUCCGUACGUCUUUAUGCGGCGACACAACUACAUAAAGCACUUUGGCGAGACCUCUCAACUUCUAUGCGUUGGGGCAUUGAAACCCUGGUUCAAGCUCUCCAUGAUGAAUUCUACAGUGUUGUGGAAAGUGCCUUUAAACUUUUGCUUAGUAUUUGCCUCUGUUCAGAGGAGGCCUUGGAUUACCUGAUAUCCCUAUCACCAGCCGUGCUCAUGGAGAGUGAGGUCAUUCGCCAACAUUCUAAAGAUCUUGACCUGAACAAGUUAUUAUACUGUAUAGUGGGUAGAACGUCGGGACUUCGUUUUUUACAGUUCUACGGUUGGGUGGAUGAGGAACUGCGUCGCUGGGAGGAGUCCGAGUCUGCAAAUCACGUGCGACUUGUAGAGCGUAUGCAGUCUGGCGAGGCGGUGGAGGCUUCCGUGGAGUUUAUUCAGAGUAUGGUUAGUCAACGACGGCAAUUUCACGAUCGUACAAUUUCAGAUCCUAUUUAUACGUUGUAUCGACCCACUGUUUUAUCUAGAUCUAUUCCAACAUAUAGUCCACCAAGUGAAUCGGUGUCAGGGUUCUUCCCGAGUCAUUUUGCCGCUUUUCUCUGCAAGUCGAACGAGGGAUGCACCUUAUUUAAGCAUAGUGUUCUUUGGCAGCGGUCGGUGCAACGUAUUCUUCAGCAACCACUUCCACCGGACAUUGUGUAUGAUGGCAGCGAUGCGAGAAAUGGGGGAAGUGAUGAUGACAUCGAUGACGAUGAGAGAGUUCUUAAUGAGGAAGAUCCAUCAUUUUGGGGGCAACUGGGGGCGAAAACGGAGAUGGCAGAGACCACAAGGUCAGUUGAGGGGUGUGAUUUGCGUUUAUUACGUGCAGGAUGCUUGCCUUGCUCCCGGGACGCGCAGUUACUAUCGGCUGCCCGGGGCUACAAGACACCGGGGCGGUCGUAUCUUCUUAAAUCUGUGGGGGAUGUUGCAGAGCUAAAGGAUGCUAUUUUGUGUGUUUGCCACGCUUCCUCCAGUGACACGGGGUUUGCUCUCAUGCGCAGCGUUCCAGGUCUGCAUAAACGUCUGAAUGCUCUUAUGGUGUUUGGGGCAACCGUCUCCGUGCGGAGUAUAUGCUUUGUGGGGGAGUGUAUACAGGCACGUUCCAGGCGGUGUGCAGAGCAGCUUUCCGACAUGUCACGCUAUGUACUCCAUGAGUGCAACGCCUACACAAGUGCGGAUGGGGUACCGUAUUCCGUUGCCUUUUCUCACAUCAAGCCGUCUCGGUGGACUCCGAUUGGGCGUCCCACAAAUCAGUGGGGAGUCUCCUCCCUGUACUUUAUCUACAGGCAAGAGUGCUCUGGCAAGGCGGACGAAAGUCCGUACUUCACGCUGGAAGGAGCGAGGAGCAUAGAAGCACUUGGACAGUCAGCACGACGUGUAUUUGACCAAGUGUGCACCCUUUCUAACCCGGUAAGCCGCGAGGGGGCAAAGAAAAAACUGUGCCAAGUGUUGAAACACCAGCCAAACAUUUUUCUCGAGCCACACAUGCGGAAACUGAUCAUUGAUGCCACACAAAUGUUUCGUAUGCAACACGCGGAGCGGAAGUUUAUUGCAGAUCUUCUUGAAAACGCACCUCUCGCUAAACCAGUGCCAUCUGCCCGUCGGUCGACGAUUGUGGUUCCUUCCCUCACACGACUGAACUGA